CCAGCCUGGUUUGUUUGCCAGCAGGUGCUUCACAGCAGUCAACCUGAGCUGUAAGUGGCAGCUACUGUAAGUAGCUUCUGAGCACUAUGAAGAAUUUUUCAUUUCCUAUGCAGGAUAGCACAUAUCAGACCGAGAGUCCUCACAGAUUCCCGAGUUUGACAAAUCAGUCAGAUCCUGUUGGAAGACCAGAAAGAGAUGAACAAUUAGCUCAAAUAGAGAUUGCUGUACUGGGGGUCAUAUUUCUGACAGCAUCAGUGGGCAAUUUUAUUCUCAUACUGGUGCUGUGGCGAAGAAGAAAGAAGCUCUCUAGGAUGUAUGUGUUCAUGCUUCACCUCAGCAUUGCUGAUUUAGUGGUAGCCUUUUUUCAAGUGCUGCCUCAACUGAUAUGGGAUAUUACAGAUGUUUUCAUAGGGCCAGAUUUCUUGUGCAGAAUUAUCAAGUACCUACAAUUGCUGGGCAUGUUUGCCUCUACUUAUAUGAUAGUGGUCAUGACGGUGGACAGAUAUCAAGCGGUUUGCUACCCUAUGGUCACAUUCCAAAAGAAGAGAGCUCUCUGGAACAUCCCCAUUUGCACCAGUUGGUCUAUAGCACUGAUUCUUAGCCUACCACAAGUAUUUAUCUUUUCUAAGACUGAAAUAUCUCCAGGUAUCUUUGAAUGUUGGGGUGAAUUUAUUCAGCCAUGGGGCCCAAGGGCAUAUGUGACUUGGAUUUUUGUAGUUAUAUUCUUCAUUCCCUCAGCCAUCCUUAUUACAUGCCAGGUUAAGAUUUGCAAAAUAAUCAGAAGAAAUAUGUAUGUGAAAAAACAGAAUGAAUGUGAAGCAACAAAUCAGAAGCAAGUCCUGCCAUCCCGAGCAAGCAGUGUGAACUGUAUUUCAAAGGCUAUGAUCAAGACAGUAAAAAUGACAGUGGUGACAGUUGUUGCAUAUAUUCUCUGUUGGUCACCUUUCUUCAUUGCGCAGCUGUGGUCUGUGUGGUUCCCCAGUGUCGUGACUGAAGGUUCAGCAUUCACCAUUAUCAUGCUCCUUGGCAACUUAAAUAGUUGCACCAACCCGUGGAUUUACAUGUAUUUCUGUGGCCACAUUCCAUAUUGUACAAAUAAGCAAGUGGAGAACACCUCAGCUCAAGAGGAAUCGGUGAUCACGGGGAGCAUUCACCUUGUAGACAGAGACCCUGAGGAAAACAAUAUUUCUGCAUAAAUACUGAAUGCUUUUUGUUGUUUUGUUACAUUCCCUCUGUUUGUAAGACAUAUCUGUAUUUUAUGGUUAUCCCUUAUUUUGUGGAUAAGGAAGCUGCAAAAUUGUCUUUUGUUGCACAAAUAUAUCUCUCUGCAUUUCUGAAGCCUUGUCUUCCUUCACAUAUACAGAAAGUUUCUGUGUUGUGCAAGCCAGACUCGGUGCUUCCAUCACCACUGUCUUAUCAGAAUGAAUUACUGUAAAAAGAAAAAUAGCAUCUUACAUUUUUUAUGUCCAAAAGUACUUUCUGGUCUGUGAUUCUGGAUUUCUAAGUAGUAACAUUUUGUAACUAACUGGUCCAACAAAUUGAGAAGUAAUUGGAAAGGAACCUGACAUAACUAAACUUAAAUCUGUUUUCAAAUUGAACAAGAAAUUGUUCAUCAUUCUGGUCUGACUGGGGGACAGGGACAAAUCUUAAAAGGGCAGCAUAAAGUCAGAAAAAUCUUUUACCAGCUAUUACUAGUACCUGGUUUAAAUUAAUUCCUUAUAUACCUUUAUAAAAUGCCAAGCUGCUUAAUAUAAUUUAAAAAAAAAAAAAAAAAAGAAAAGAAUUUGUUGUACUUGUAACACAACACCUACUUCACUACUUUACUUUCAAAUUCCAUUAUGGAUGGCAGGUAUCAGCAACACAGCAGCAGUCCAGGUUUUUGGCUUCACACCAUAGGAUUUUACCUUUUAUGCAUUUCCUGAUAUGCAAGCAGUUAACUGGACACCUCCCUACACGUCUAACACAUGCAUAUACAUAAUUUAACUAAAAAUGGGUGUUAGAAGUGUAUACUUUCAUUUGGUAUUCAGACCUAUUUGUUCUGGCAUGAAAUUUAUUGGCUGAGUGUGCUUAGAACUCCUUCAGGCUCAAAUUUAAUUAUUUCCUCUUGUGGUAAAAAUAGAUCUGCAUAUUUUUAUCUCAAAAUGCUGUUUGGUUGCUGGUUUGUGGGUGUUAUAUGCAGGUAGCUAAUUCCCUUUCAGUGUCUGCAAUCUAAUCAGAGGAGGAUGGAAGGAAUAUUAGCAAGGCUCUUUCUGGUGAGAAUAGAGCUGCAUUCACAGAGAUCUUUGGUGACACUUGCAUAUCAUCUGUCUACAUUAUACAUGAUGUGUUUCAGCAGUGCUAUUCACAUGUCAUUUUUCUGAGUGCUAGCAGUCUCAAAUAUCAGUGGAAAAACUAUAAAAUUGUGAGGGUUUAAUUGUCUUUAAAUCAUAUUCAAAUAUUGAUUUAAACUAAAUACUGAUCAGAUUAUGAGAAGUACUGCUGUACAGUGAAUAGUUGUGCUUCAGGUUAAUCUGUGCUGAUAUGACUGAAUAUUUUAUGAUUUCUAUUCCCUGUAUUGUUAGACCAAAUAUUGCUGUCCUUUGUGAUGGGAAAAGCUAGUGUCCCAGUCCAGCUGUCAAGAGGAACAGGUGUCAGGCAAGUAGGAAGAGGAGGAAGGUGGAUGAAGGCAGCACCAGAGCCAGACAGGAAUGGGAAGAGUCUAUGAAGUCUCUUAUAAAAAUUGCAAUUGAUAUUUUUUCUUCUGUUUUCUCCCUCUCUUUAAUUAAUAGUUACUAAUUCUACCCCACAACAAAUUCCCUGUUGGAGCAUUUCUCUAACUUAAGUGGCAGUGUCCUUAUCUGGGGUAAGAACAUCCAAGUCACGAUCCAUACUAUUGAUAGGAUAUUUGUUAUAUUCAGCCAUCCACUGACUCUCUAAGACUUUCAAUCAAUUAGGUUUACAAUCAGUUAGGUUUUCCCUUAUAACUGAAUCUAAUGGUUAAUGGUGGGAUUUCAAGUUUUUCUAGUUCUGUUGAUUGCAGUUAGUUGCAUAGUAUAACGUGCAGUGUUGAAAGGUGGUGUAAACAGAAAUGUUGCAAGGAAUUACCUGUCACUAUACAACUGUAUUUGCAGCAAAACUCCUCUAAAGGCAUUCAUUUGCAAGAAAAACAGGCAUUCAAAUCAUGUGCGAAGAGUCAUCCAGAUCCAGAACUGACAGGAGUCACAGUUCUGCUCAGACACUGCAGUGAAGCUGUGCCAUUUGACACCACCUGGUCUGGCCUCCAGUUAAAAAGUGUAUCUUCUACUUAUAUUUCUGCUUUGCUCAUAUAUUUGUUAUUGGUUCUAUAAAUAAUUUGGUAGAGCUGGUAGCUUAAAUAACAGUAGCUUAAUCUAUUCUUUAAAAGUCUGAGAGCAAUAUUAACUGACUGUAUUUCAGAUAUUUUGAUCACUUGUUGAAUGAAAUGUCAGAACUUCUUAAAUUCAGUAAUGGUUGUUCAUUAUUUGCAAUGUUCAAAACAAAUAUAUUUUUGUCUUUCAAGUGCUUUCUUUCUCAUUUUUUAUUUUCUUUCCCCUGAGAUCAGUUCUGUUGAUAAGGAGAAAAAUAAAUGUUA
This is a messenger RNA of Myiozetetes cayanensis, 3589 nucleotides long. Its product is annotated as arg8-vasotocin receptor-like. Gene Ontology annotation, molecular function: vasopressin receptor activity; peptide binding. The record is from RefSeq and is a predicted model, not a curated record. The transcript has 2 exons. Gene Ontology annotation, cellular component: membrane. Bases 87 to 1196 code for a protein of 369 amino acids. Lineage: Eukaryota; Metazoa; Chordata; Aves; Passeriformes; Tyrannidae. Gene Ontology annotation, biological process: regulation of systemic arterial blood pressure by vasopressin; G protein-coupled receptor signaling pathway; positive regulation of vasoconstriction.